AUGGCCAUAGACGCCGAGGCGGGCGCCCCGCUGCUCCAUGGCAGCAGCAGCUUUGACCUGAAGGCCACCUUUUCAACCUCGCUCGCCGCGCUGCUCGCCGCACUGCUCGGCCUGCUCGCCGUGUUUGGGCAAUUUUCGGAGGAAGCCACACCUGCCCACGUGGACCGCUACUACAGCUUCCUCACAGACGUCCUCGUCAUGAUCUUUCUGGGAUUCGGCGCCCUCAUGACAUUCCUGAAGCGCUACAGCUACUCCGCCAUCGCCCUCAACUACGUGACGUCAUGCUUGGUCAUCCUCGAGGCCCUCCUCCUCAUCGGCUGGACGCAGCAAGGCUUCGGGGUCGUCACGAUUGACCUGCCCCUCAUGAUCGACGCCGCCUUCUGCGCGGGCGCGGCCAUGAUAUCUUUCGGCGCCGUCCUGGGCAAGGCCACCCCCGCGCAGCUUGUGUGGCUGCUGGCGCUGGAGGUCGCCCCCUACGCAGCUACCGCGCAGCUGGUCGCGGGCCGCUGGGAGGCGCUGGACGUCGGCGGGUCCAUCACCAUCCAUGCUUUCGGCGCGCUCUAUGGGCUGGCGGCGUCGGUGUUCUUGUCGCCAAAGGGAGCAGGGGCGGGGCACCCCAAGAACGGGGCCAGCUACGCGUCGGACAUGAGCGCCAUGCUGGGGACGCUCUUCCUGUUCAUUUACUGGCCGUCCUUCAACGGGGCCCUCGCUGCGGGCGAGCAGGGGCUGUGUGUGAUGAACACCGUCAUUGCGCUGCUGGGUGCCUGCUUGGCCGCGUUCGUCGCGUCCUCUGCGUUUGGCAACCAGCUCAACAUGGUGCACAUCCAGAACGCGACUCUGGCUGGCGGCGUUGCUAUUGGGUCCUCCGCCAACCUGCGUCUCCCACCGGCCGCGACCCUGGCUGUUGGCAUUGUUGCUGGUGCACUAUCCACUUUGGGCUACGAGACGAUCUCUCCCGCCCUCGAGAAGUACCUCGGGAUCUCCGACACCUGCGGCGUCGCCAACCUCCACGGCGCUCCUGGCAUCCUUGGAGGCCUUGCCUCUGCUCUGUUUUCCUGGAUUUAUCUGACGCCCGCCAACGCCCCGCUGAUGAUCCAUGGCACGAAGCAGCCGUUGUGGCAGCUGGCCGGGCUCGGGGUGACGCUGGGCGUGGCGAUCGUGUCCGGCCUUGCGGCCGGGUUUGUGGUGUCCAAGGUUGCUGUGAAGAAGCAGGAGGUCGAGGUGGACAACAUGUAUGAUGAUGCCGUGUUUUGGCAUGAGGUUGACGAGGAGUGA
Monoraphidium neglectum is the source of this 1275-nucleotide messenger RNA. Its product is annotated as Rh-associated glycoprotein. Gene Ontology annotation, biological process: ammonium transmembrane transport; ammonium homeostasis. Gene Ontology annotation, molecular function: ammonium channel activity. The transcript has 5 exons. NCBI's taxonomy places the organism in Eukaryota, Viridiplantae, Chlorophyta, Chlorophyceae, Sphaeropleales, Selenastraceae. Gene Ontology annotation, cellular component: plasma membrane. The record is from RefSeq and is a predicted model, not a curated record. Bases 1 to 1275 code for a protein of 424 amino acids.